GUGACAAACGGGAGCGCGCUUACGACACAACAGGAAGUGAGCUCGGUGGUUGCUAACGAGCGACGCUAAGAAGAAGAAAAAGUUGUUUCAGCGGACAUAACUUCAGGCUUGUUUACAAAGAGACUUAAAGAUGUCUUCAGGCGCUCUCUUUCCAAGCUUGGUGAGCGGCUCUCGGGGAAGCUCCAGUAAAUACCUAGUGGAGUUUCGUGCCGGGAAAAUGACCUUGAAGGGAAACGUAGUGACACCAGACAAACGCAAGGGCAUGGUGUACAUCCAGCAGUCUGACGACUCCCUGAUUCACUUCUGCUGGAAGGACAGGACAUCUGGGAACGUUGAUGAUGACCUGAUCAUCUUUCCUGAUGACUGUGAAUUCAAAAAAGUGAGCCAGUGCACCACCGGACGCGUCUUUGUGCUGAAGUUCAAAGCCGGAUCUAAAAGGCUCUUCUUCUGGAUGCAGGAGCCAAAGAGCGACAAGGAUGACGAGUACUGCCGUAAGGUCAACGAGUACCUGAACAACCCUCCCAUUCCCGGAGCGGGAGGGAGCGGCGGCGGCAGCGGCCACGAGCUCUCUGCGCUCGGAGGAGAGGGAGGCCUGCAGAACCUGCUGGGAAACAUGAGCCACAACCAGCUGAUGCAGCUGAUCGGACCGACGGGACUGGGAGGACUGGGAGGUCUGGGAGCUCUAGCAGGACCAGGACUUGCUAACUUGCUGGGCAGCGGAGGACCAGCGACCAGCAGCUCGUCGUCCAGCUCUCGCAGUCAGUCGGCGGCCGCCACUCCUUCAUCAGGCGGAGCGCCCAGAGUGAGCUCCUCUCAGGCCCCCACCACCCCCGUGACGCCCGCCGCCGCAGCCGCCUCCCCGACCAGCGUCGCUCCCUCCACACCAGCCUCGGCUCAGACCCCGCUGGCGCCCGCCUCGGUCGGAAGUCCCUCCUCCCACCAGCCCAUCCAGCUCAGCGACCUUCAGAGCAUCCUCGCCACCAUGAACGUCCCGGCGGCGGCUGCGCAGGGAGCAGCGGUGGAUCUUGCGAGCGUCUGCACCCCGGAGAUGAUGGCUCCCAUCCUGACCAACGCCGAGGUGCAGCAGAGGCUGCUGCCCUUCCUGCCCAGCGGAGAGAGUUUACCGCAGAGCGCCGAGGAGAUCCAGAACACCAUCAACUCGCCGCAGUUCCAACAGUCGAUGAGUAUGUUCAGCAGUGCCUUGGCCUCCGGGCAGCUCGGCCCCCUCAUGAGCCAGUUUGGUCUGCCGGCAGAAGCCGUGGACGCCGCCAACCGAGGAGAUGUGGAGGCGUUUGCCAAAGCCAUGCAGGGCAACAAAGGAGACUCCAAAGACAAGAAAGACGACGACGAGGACAUGAGUCUGGAUUAAAGCUCGGACCUCCGUAAAAUCUGUGAUUCCUCUUCCAGCUCUUCUUCUUCUCCCGCCUCUCUUUCCUGUCGUCUUACUCCGAAACCAAAGGCGGCGCUCAGCUCGUCACUCAGGGUCAGCGGAGCUGUGGACACAUGAACGUUAGAGCAGAUUUAACUGUGAGCGACUUCAGCAGCUCGGGUUUGUUGUAGUGAACAUUUUAUUCUGAAAGGACAGUUUUGUGAGGAAGUUAAGUUUCUUUCU
Messenger RNA from Plectropomus leopardus (leopard coralgrouper), 1612 nucleotides. RefSeq names its product ADRM1 26S proteasome ubiquitin receptor (gene adrm1). Gene Ontology annotation, cellular component: proteasome regulatory particle, lid subcomplex; nucleus; cytoplasm. The record is from RefSeq and is a predicted model, not a curated record. Lineage: Eukaryota; Metazoa; Chordata; Actinopteri; Perciformes; Serranidae. Gene Ontology annotation, molecular function: endopeptidase activator activity; proteasome binding.